This is a messenger RNA of Stegodyphus dumicola, 699 nucleotides long. Its product is annotated as 8.6 kDa transglutaminase substrate-like. NCBI's taxonomy places the organism in Eukaryota, Metazoa, Arthropoda, Arachnida, Araneae, Eresidae. The record is from RefSeq and is a predicted model, not a curated record.
UGCAUACAUGCACAAUAACCAGGAACUCAUUGACUUUCCUGCAAUACUUUCGAUACUAGUUUCCAUUGUUAACAUAUCAGUGACCUUGGGAAGUGUGAUCUAUAUUCAAAUACAUGGCAUUUCCUUCCAAACAGUGAUAUUUGAAACAUAGCGCUUUACGUUUAUCAAUCUCCAAAGCAUUGUUAAUUUUUAAUUGUAAAUUUAAGAAACUGAAAGGAUGAAAACUUUCGUUUAUAUCUCCAUUUUGGCAGCUACCCUGGCUUUAUUUUUAGUUUCUGUGGAAAGUUAUUCUGUACCCAAUUGCAAUCAGUGUGACCGACGCAUGUGUCCACCAAUAUAUAACUGCUGGUGUGGAUAUUAUAUGGACUACUGUGGUUGCUGCCCAAUCUGCUACAGAUGUCCAGGUGAAAGAUGCAGUAGCAUCGCUAAUGAGCGUUGUGCUGGCAGCCGUUGUAUGACUCCCGAUGGUAUACCUCCAGCUCUAGCUAUUAACUAUCCUGGCCAAUGUUUAUAAAUAACAAUGUAAGCAGUUCUGCAUUUAAUAAAUAUGUUAAAUAGUGGAAUCUAUUGUGACACCAAUUCAACUCUGACAAAAAUUAGUUACUAAUUCAACUGUAAUAAAUAAUUUGUUAACUAAGAACACUGUGUUUGUCAGAUUUGGCUCUGUAACCUGAAAAUAAAAUUUGUUUGAAACUUAAA